Messenger RNA from Wasmannia auropunctata (little fire ant), 1444 nucleotides. RefSeq lists its product as uncharacterized. Lineage: Eukaryota; Metazoa; Arthropoda; Insecta; Hymenoptera; Formicidae. The transcript has 4 exons. Bases 103 to 447 code for a protein of 114 amino acids. The record is from RefSeq and is a predicted model, not a curated record.
GGGGAGGACGAGGACACGGCGAUUCAGUCGGGUUCAGUCGACGAGGAGACGCCGCGUCGCGAGGAUCAACAGGUGCGAGCGAACGCCCGUCGCCCGAGAAGCAUGGGGAAUAUUUACGUCUUCAGCCUGCUCGUCGCACUUGCUACGCUGCUCGUCGCGGUGCAAUGCGGCGACAUAAUGCGCAAGAGCAUCGUCUUCGACAAGAACACUCCGGACGUGUUUUAUUGUCCGCAACACAAGCCGAUCGGUUUCGAGAAGAUGCUGGUGAAGGCGAGACCGCUCUCCAGGCUCUGCCAGUUCGAGGGCCGUCCGAUACCUGAGGAUUACAAGAGCGACUGUUACAACGACGUGGACGAGACCGAGUACGCUUGCAAGGAGAAGUACAGAAUCAUGAAGCGAUUCAAUAAUCCGGAUGGGAAUGCGAGAGUCACUGACGCCGAGAAGUAGAACGGGAAAUGAUGCUGCACGGCCGCAAUCCACGCGCACGCAAAUCAUAAAACCCAAAUAGAGUCAAAGCCACACUAUACUAAUGCUCGGGGCGGGGCUGCUGCUGCUGCGUCGGAGGGAGAGCUCAACCAUUCAUAAAUAAUACUUAUAAUAAAAUAAUAAUAACGGCGACGUAGAUAAAACAAUUAUCGCCUUAAAAUCAAUUAUCCACCUCUUCAUAUUACGGUAAUAAAGAAUAGUAGAUUAUAUUACGUUAUGUUACGUUUGCCUGCAGGUAAACAAUACAUAAUAGAUAAGUAAAUAAUAAUCAAAUCACUGCCACAUCGAGUAUUCAAGAUGAAGAAGUGGAUAACAAAAAAAAAUAAUUAACAGACACGAGCAAAACGCUCAUAAAAUAGAUACUUUAUAACAUACGUUUUUCUACUUGUCUUAGAAUGCGAGAUAUGAUAAGGAAGAAUAAGUCGGUUCUUUAGUUUUUAAGCUUCGUCAAUGGGAAGUUUUUUUUAACAUUAUUAAUAAAACUAACCGCGCGACGCGCGCAUCGGAGCUGGGUGAUUGAUGAUUAACCCCUUGACGGAGCUUUGGAAAGUAUUAUCGCUUUUAUACGAGGAUCCAACUAGCAUAGCUUUAGCAGUCAUAUGUUAGCAAGCCAUAUUAUCAAUCAUAUUGCCGGCAUUUACUUUGUAAUACUUGUGGACGAUUUUAGCCACGGAUAUUAUCUUAAAAAACUUUAGCACAUUUCUAUUUGCGGUAAUAAUUUAAAAGAACAUAAUCAUAGAACUUUGUAAAAUAUUUAAAAAAAAAAAAAGAUUUUUCGAUUCUAUAACGCCCGAAUGAAAGUGUUAGACCUUUCAUAAAUCUGCAAAUAUGAAAUGUUUUGUAAUUAAAUUUCCUUAUCUAUCACAGCAAUGUGUACGCAUAAAGAUUUUACUUUGAUGUCAGAAAUACAUAUAUGUAUAUAUAUAUAUAUACAUGAAUAAAGCAUUAAUAGAAUAAA